Molecule: messenger RNA, 4956 nt
Organism: Daphnia magna
Lineage: Eukaryota; Metazoa; Arthropoda; Branchiopoda; Diplostraca; Daphniidae
Exons: 5
Coding region: 1-4956 (1651 amino acids)
Molecular function (GO): nucleic acid binding
Source: RefSeq, a predicted model, not a curated record
AUGGCGAGCGUGGCUACUCUCACGUCCAAGCGAGGUGGCAAUCGCGGUGCGGUCACUCGACUCAUCACCAAACUUUCCGACAUCAUCACCGAUGCUACCAUGCACAGAGACCGAAAAAUCUACGAACUCAACAAGAAGUUGGAAGAUCUUCACGACAAAAUAAAGGUAGUUGAAGCCGCAGAAGUAGCACCAGCUGCUGCUGCCUCUGCGGCUGCAGCAGCAGCUGCCAAUCCAAAUCCUCCAGCACCUACAAUCACUCCAACCAUCAACGUGACCACUGCCACCGAUUCAAGUCAUCUCCCCAAGUUUAAUCUCCCUGAAUUUGGUGGAAAUAUUCUACUCUGGAAUGCGUUCUGGGACGUAUUCGAAGUGGAAGUUCAUCUCAAAAAGAGCUACUCCAAUGCUACUAACGUUUUGGGCCAGCCGGCGAAGAUCAUCAUGGCUCACAUGCGAGCGCUAGUGGCCUUACCGAAGCCCGGAACUGACCGAGCUUCGUUAAGGAAGUUUGUGGAUUCUCUGGAGUCGCACAUCCGUGGACUCGAAGCUCUGAACAAGACGCCAGAUUCAUAUGGCGAUCUGCUCGUCUGCAUCCUUCUCGACAAACUCUCAGCUGAUCUGCGUCGUAACCUGGCACGACAAAGUGACGCCGCUGAGUGGGACCUCGAUAUCCUUCGAAAGAGCCUGCUCAAAGAAAUCGAAAUUCUCGAAGACAGUGAAAGUUCAAUCUCCCACUCAUCGGCAUUAAAACCUCCCAAAAAGACAAACGUCAUGCUCUUGGGAGCAAAGCCAUCUACAAAAGAGUUUCCCCAUCGCAAGCUCUUUUGUCCCUUUUGCACCGGAGAUCAUUGGCCCACCGACUGCGAUACAGCAAAAACUGUGGAAGAGCGGUACGACAUCGCAAAGGUAAAAAAGCUCUGUUUUAACUGUUUAAGAAAGAUGCAUCAGGCAUCAUCCGAUUGCCCAUCCAAGUAUCGCUGUCGUGUAUGCAAUCGAGCUCAUCAUACCAGUCUGCACAAAGCCGAUCCUUCUAGAGUUACUGGCGCUACUAUUCUUUCUUGGUCUCCCCCAACGUCAGUGGUGUUAUCGGCCACAGACGUUGUAGAACAAAACUCUUUUGUAUUUUUGGAAACGGCAAUUGCCAAAGUUCAGUCACAAUUUGUUAAAUUGGAUGGCAACAUUUUAGUCGACAAAGGUGCUCAACGCACAUUCAUCACGUCAAAGCUGGCUAAAUUGUUGAAUCUACCACCUCUCAGACGUGAGAGCCUCAUUCUUUUCGGUUUCACUUCGUGCCGUGGAGUUGCCGAACACUACGACGUCGUACAAUUCUCUAUUAUCGAUCGGCAUGGAUCUCCCAUCGUUGUGCAAGCGAUCGUCAUUCCUCACAUCGUGGACCCUCUCUCCGAUCCACAUCGAGCCGAGUUGUUGUCUCUUCCCCAUCUGAAAAGGCUCAAGUUGGCACACCCAGUGUCGACAAAAUCAACAUUCGAGGUGGAUAUUCUAGUAGGUGCAGACACCUACUGGAAUAUCGUUGGUGAUCAGGUCAUCCGUGGAUCUGGCCCAACGGCCGUUGACUCAAAAAUCGGCUAUCUCAUCUCUGGACGUCUACAAUAUUCAGGUGAAAAAGUCGAGCAGAAAACUGUUGGUCUGCAUAUCUCGGUGGAAGAAGCACUCGACGUCACUAAAUUCUGGAAUCUUGAGACCCUGGGAAUCCAGCCGGAUCUGGAGUCAACAAAGACAACUGAGUUUUAUCAAAAGAAUUCAGUCGAGUUUCGUGAUGGAAAAUACGUCGCGAAGCUUCCUUGGAGUGAAAAUCAUCCGCCCCUCUCGUCCAAUCUACAAGUUUGCCAAAAGCGAACGAGAGGGACCGUCAACCGACUAGCAUCAAAAAAUCCAAAUGGACUCAAGCUCUACAGCAAAAUCAUUCUAGAACAGCUGGACCGAGGCUUCAUCGAGAAGGUUCCAUCUAGUGAAAUGAGCAAGCCAUCUCAUUACAUUCCUCACUUCGGAGUGUUUAAAGAGUCGGCUACUACACCCCUUCGUAUUGUCUACGAUUGUUCUUGCAAAACUUCAGCUGGAGUGAGUUUGAACGACUGCCUCGAAAUUGGCCCUCCACUACAGAACGUCAUGAUGGCUAUUCUUCUCCGUUUUCGCGCACACACAAUCGGCUUGACAGCCGACAUUGAAAAGGCGUUUCAUCAAGUUGGUCUACACGAGCAGGAUCGAGAUUUCGUGCGGUUCCUUUGGCUAAAGGACCCAUACGACUCAAAAUCGGAUUUCGAGUCGUACCGUUUCCGCGUGAUUCCGUUUGGUGCCAGCAGCUCGCCCUUCAUCCUCCUGUCAGUGAUCAAAAAACAUCUACAAGAUAGUUCAUCGCUACUAGCUGACGACAUCAAUCGCAACAUUUAUGUCGACAACCUCAUCUCAGGCUGUGAAACUUCCGAAGAUGCAGUGUCUUACUUUUCUGAAGCCAACAAUGUUGAGAGCAGCAAAAGUGAAGGAGUCGGCGACAAAUCUCAAGUCACUAAAGUCCUUGGCCUCGACUGGGAACGUGAAGAAGAUCGUCUUCAUGUUCCCUGUGUUAAGCUCUCUCAUCUUUCACAUCCACAAACUUCGAAACGGGAAGUGUUGCGUGGCAUCUCAGCUACCUACGACCCUCUUGGCUUCAUUACUCCCCUCACCAUUCCAGCAAGAAUGCUCAUCCAGGAAAUUUGGAAACUCAAGCUGGAUUGGGACGAUCCCAUUCCAUUUGAGCUGAUAGAAAGAUGGAAAGGAAUCGCAACUUCCAUCGAAGACUCAAAAACUUCUUUCAAUCGCUCUUACUUCAAGACUGGAGAAAUCAAAGAGCUCCAUGUUUUUGUUGAUGCAAGCCAACUGGCCUACGGGGCCGUCGCAUAUUUUUGCAAUGACGACUCCUCUUCGUUCGUGUUCUCCAAGUCUCGCGUCGCCCCGCUGAAAACGGAGAAAAAGUUACUAACCAUUCCGCAGACCGAGUUGAUGGCAGCUGUCAUCGGAACCCGUGUCGCGUCAUCCAUUCUCAGUGCUCUCCUUCCCCUAGGCCUCAAGCCAAACUGUUAUCUGUGGUCAGACAGUCAGAUUGUGCUCUACUGGAUCCAAAAAAUGGGAAAAAUCAAGUGUCAAUUCGUCCACAACCGAGUCGAGACCAUCCGCAGUUUCACUCGAGAUACUAAUGCUUCAUGGAACUACUGUCCCACCACUUGCAAUCCGGCGGAUCUUCUAUCUCGUGGUUCUACUCUCCGUCAGUUCCUCUCUUCCGACAUCUGGCUAACCGGACCUUCGUGGCUUCCAAAGAGAAGUGAGUGGCCGUCGUGGGAGGGAAACUGCGAACCAGCGGCAGUGUUUCACCUGUCAGUCAUCACUAGUGCAUCAGCAUCCAAUACACCACCCUCCCACGACGGAGGAAUCGGGAAGAUUCUCGACAUAUCGAGAUACAAGUUCUCUUAUCUCAUAAGAGUUACCGCGAUUGUCCGACGAUUCGUUGGAAAUAUCAAGCUAAAAGACAAGUCUCGAGCAAGCUGGAAGUUAGGCUACAUCACUGUUUCCGAACUGCAAGAAGCAGAAAAGGUUUGGCUUCUUGCAGUUCAAAAAUCGUACUUUACUGAAGAAAUCAACUACUGCGUGAAGCCAACCGUAAAGCGUCCAGCUCUCGUUUCUCAACUGGAUCUUUUUAUCGGUCAAGAUGGCCUGUUGCGCUGCAACGGCCGUCUCUCCAAUUCUCAACUAAAGAAAGACGCAAAGCACCCUAUCCUGCUACCAAAGAAUUCUACUUUCUCCACUCUCGUCAUAGCCGCUCAUCACGCUUUGAUGAUGCACGGAGGAGUAAAAUUAACGGUGGCAUCAAUUCGCCAGCGCUAUUGGAUCCCGCAAAUCGUCCAAAGUGUCAAAAAGUGUUUAAAAAAGUGCGUUAACUGCAGCCGUGUAAGAGGACCCCCUUACACGGCUCCAAACCAUGCCCCACUUCCAGUGUCGCGUUCAUCAUAUUCUUUUCCAUUCACCGUGACCGGCAUCGAUUUCACGGGAGCGUUCACCAUACGAGGUCCCAAAGAAGCUCCAAAAGUAGACCGGACGGUCUACAUUCUACUGUUCACCUGUGCGUCUACUCGCGCUAUUCAUCUGGAAGUAGUCGAGGAUAUGACCACACUUUCCUUUCUGGACGCCUUCCGCUGCUUUGUCUCUCACCAUUCUCGCCCAGCUGUCAUCAUGGCACCGUGGUACGGUGGCUUUUGGGAAAGGCUGAUUGGCCUUGCCAAAAGUGCUCUUUCAAAAAUUCUCGGUCGUACCAAACCUACACUCAGUGCAUUUCGAGCCCUCGUCGCCGACGCUGAAGUAGUGCUGAACGAUCGCCCUCUUGAAAAUCCGUCGAGCAGCAUCGGCGACGUAGAGUCACUUUCUCCAGCUCAUCUGAUGUAUGGCCGACGGCUCAACACACUACCCUACAGCGAAGAAACAAACGAAGAAAAGUUUGAUGCAUCAUACGGCGAAAAACCGGACGAGCUGAAGAGAGCCAUCACCCGCCAUCAGACUCUGCUUCAACAUUUCGAAAAACGUUUUCUGGCUUCCUAUCUCCCUGCUCUUCGCGAGUACCAUCAAGCAACGAAAAAGAAUAAUCCAACAGUCAUCAAAGAAAGAGAUGUUGUUCUCGUUCACGACGAAAAACCACGAAAAGAUUGGAAAAUGGCUGUCGUCGAGAAGCUCAUUCGCAGUCAAGAUGGACAGAUUCGAGCUGCCGACAUCCGCACGGCAAACGGAAAAACUAAUCGCCCCAUCUCCAAGCUCUACCCACUACAAGUUGCUGAACCGUCGGACGAUCCGGCCGCAUCGUCCGACGGCCCACUUUCGGAUCCAGCUCCGUCGUCGCCUUCUAGACCAACCCGAAAAUGUGCCGCCCAAACCAACGCAGCGAUCAAGAAAAUCUUCGAACAAGAAGACGCUGAGUAG